AUGGCAGACAAUCUUCCUCGUGAUUUAAUAGCUGUACAAAAUGAAAAUGAACAUUUACGAAAUCAACUCAAUCAGGCACAAAUUGAUCUUGCUGCAACACGUAUUGCUCUUGCUGCAUCACGUAUUGAAACAACUUAUGUUAAACUUCUUCCAACUCAUGAUGACGCUCAACCGGGACCUAUUAAUGGAACAAAGACAAAUGUUCUUACUGAUAAUGAACAAUUAAUUAGUGAAGAUUUAAAAUUUUCAACUAAAAUUAUGCUUCAUUCAUUAGAACCUGAAAUUUUAAGAAAUAAAAUUAAUAGAGUUUUGUCUGUAUUUAAAUUUCCUAAAUAA
Messenger RNA from Rotaria sp. Silwood1, 336 nucleotides. NCBI's taxonomy places the organism in Eukaryota, Metazoa, Rotifera, Eurotatoria, Philodinida, Philodinidae. The record is from the annotation of a GenBank genome assembly.